Messenger RNA from Fusarium redolens, 333 nucleotides. RefSeq lists its product as uncharacterized. The transcript has a single exon. The record is from RefSeq and is a predicted model, not a curated record. NCBI's taxonomy places the organism in Eukaryota, Fungi, Ascomycota, Sordariomycetes, Hypocreales, Nectriaceae. The coding region runs from base 1 to 333 and encodes 110 amino acids.
AUGUCUUACAACUAUCACCUUUACAGUCGUCGUCCAGCCUGGUACCCACCACAUACCGUCCAAAUCUUCAUCACAAUCUCCACCCCUGAUCUCGACCGAGACUUUCAAUGGACGCUUUCUGCGUACAAUACAGUUACUCAUCUCUGGCAAAACUUCGAAGUUAUUCGAGCGCACCGCGGCAACUUCUGCAAAAUCUAUCAGCAUUCGCAUAACCCGUGUAUGCUUCCAUCCUAUGUCACCUGGGAAGAGUUGUGCACAGUCAACGCGGAGUGGUUUGAGAGUCUUGUGAACAUGACUCGUAUCUCGCCGUUGUGGAGCCUGACAGAGGGGUGA